Molecule: messenger RNA, 624 nt
Organism: Cuscuta epithymum
Lineage: Eukaryota; Viridiplantae; Streptophyta; Magnoliopsida; Solanales; Convolvulaceae
Source: the annotation of a GenBank genome assembly
AGUUGUGUGUCAGUUGUGUUUUUCUCCAGGUCACUCAGCACUUCACUGUUCCCGCUUCACUGCAUCAAAUACCCCGGCUCUUGCUGCUUUACCUACCGGUGAAAAUAAUGAUUCAGUCUGGUAUCCUGACUCUGGGGCUUCAGCUCAUAUGACUCCACAUGAAGGACAAUCACACGGGGGAGCUUCUUCUUCAGGCCCUUAAUAAAGACCAUGUCUACCCUUUUCAUGCCCUUCAAGCCCGCGUUGUAACUGGUCCAGUAUGGCACAAGCGUUUGGGGCAUUGUGGUGAUAGAGUUCUUGGUAGACUUAGGCAGCAUAAAUUAAUUUCCACUUCCUCCUCCUUUAUUCAUGAUUGUGUUUCUUGUAAACUGGGUAAAUCCCACAGACUUCCUUUCCGUGAUGUUACUCAUGACUCUACUGCACCUUUACAACUUAUUCAUUCUGAUGUUUGGCAAUCGCCGGUUUUGUCCAAUCUUGGCUUCAAAUAUUAUGUUCUAUUUAUUGAUGAUUUUUCUAGGUACACUUGGGUUUAUCCAAUGCACAGGAAGUCUGAAGUAUUUACUCAUUUUUUAAACUUUCAAAAACUUGCUGAAAAUCUUUUUAAUUUGAAAAUUAAAAUUUUUC